This is a messenger RNA of Nicotiana tabacum (common tobacco), 417 nucleotides long. Lineage: Eukaryota; Viridiplantae; Streptophyta; Magnoliopsida; Solanales; Solanaceae. The record is from RefSeq and is a predicted model, not a curated record.
AUGGCAGCAAAGAUGUUGCAGUCGGGUUUCUAUUAUCCUAGGUUGUUUAAAGAUGCCCAUGAGUUCGUAAGGAGGUAUGAUAGGUGCCAGGGAACAGGAACAAUUAUGAAAAGGAAUGAGAUGCCAUUGCAUGGUAUUAUGGAGGUUGAAAUUUCUGAUGUGUGGGGAAUUAAUUUUAUGGGUCUGUUUCCCUCGUCCAAUGGGUGUAAGUACAUUUUGGUGGCCAUUGACUAUAUGUUGAAGUGGGUGGAGGCCAUUGCUCUUCCUACCAAUGAUGUCAAGGUUGUGGUCAACUUUGUGAAAAAAUAUAUCUUUACAAGGUUCGGCACUCCGAGAGUGUUGAUAAGUGAUGGGGGCACCCAUUUCCGUAAUAAGCUAUUGGACAAUGUCUUAGCGAAAUAUGGGGUCAAACAUUAG